Molecule: messenger RNA, 1244 nt
Organism: Guillardia theta CCMP2712
Lineage: Eukaryota; Cryptophyceae; Pyrenomonadales; Geminigeraceae
Exons: 1
Coding region: 1-1179 (392 amino acids)
Source: RefSeq, a predicted model, not a curated record
AUGGCGAAGCGGAUGCGGUUGGGGAUGGCUGGAGGAGCUGCGGCACUGGGGUGGGUGGUGGCUCUGCUGUUCGUCAUGCGCACGGGAAGAGGAAGAAUCGUCGCAGUGGCUCCCACGAACGAGAACCUUGGGAGCAGACUGAUCCAUAUGGAGGGGAGGCUACUUUCGGACAUGGUAGAUUCCACAAGGAAAGUUGUUACCCAGCUGGAACGGGAGGAGAAGAAGCCCAAGGCUGUCAACGCUCAUAACUCUGAGUUCAUGCCCUCCAUGUCACAAAUCUUGCAUGAUCGGAAGAAGAUCCAGAACAAAAAUCUUCGUGAAGAGGAGGAAUACCACCGUCUACAAAAGUCCCGUGCUGAUGAUUGCGAUGGCAUGUCAGUUGAGGAUUGCUCGGUGCAUUUGGAUGCGGAGGCGUUGAAUCAUUUGCUGAAGAGAGGAUUGAAGGCCAACAAAGUAGCUUUGAUGCAGAAGUUGUCCUCAACUUCAUCACAGGCUAAAGCAAAAUCUCUCGCAGACAUGGAAAAUCAAGAAGUAUAUUUGGAGAAAGUGAACAGACUUGAGAGGAAGAUCAAUCACCUUCUUCGUUCGAACAACAAGCUGAACACACAGAACGAGAUUCUCCAGCACAACAAGCUUCAGAACAACCGUCAGCUCACGUCCAAGCAGUCACUGUCUGCUCAGGUUGUGGACGAAAGCCAGCAAGGGAAUCCCCCGGGGAUCAAGGAAGAGGUUCCAGCAACCGUGACCUCGCCCCUCCCAGGACCAAGAGACUUCAAUGGUGCCACUGCCAUCCCUGCCAGACUGCCCGUGAGCUCCUUCGGACCCUCGCUGCUUGACACCAACGGAGUGGAGGAGAGGGGGACUAUCACAGUGCGCAAGUCGAGCCCAUAUGGAGGGAUCAUGCUGCGAGUUUGGGGGAAGAUGAAUCAUCAUCUCAAGUGUGAGCUCAAGGCUUACAGGAAGCUUGAGAAGGAGUUUGUAGGGAAUACCAUAUACACCGGAUAUCACAAGCAAUGGCAUGGCAGAACAACGCUCGUUACGGGGAUCAUUCCUCCUGGAACCUCCAGUGAAUUUGACAUCUUGACGUGCCGGGACCUCAACACUGGCGAAGUGCAACAUUUCCGAACUUUCCCCAAUCCUCCUCCGACCUUUUUCGAUGAAGUUACCCGAGCCGAUUGAGAUGCUGUUACGAUACCGUGAAUAUUCUUUGUACAAAAGUAAUAGAAUGAAUACAGAAAAUCCUG